UCGUAUACACGUUGCAAACGUGACAGACAGGAAAUGUUAAGCAGCACUUCGUCUACACAAAGCUUCUUUAAUAACAGCACGCGUCAUAAAACUCUAUGUAAAUUUCACCCGAGGCCCGGUACCAUGAUACAUGUGAUUCUGUAGCGAGUCAACGGGUCAGGUGAUGAACUUCUAACCCAGAGGGCCACAUCAAACGGCGGCGUGGCUAUGGGCAUGGCGCACCCAGGUUAUAUCUCGAGCUUGGAUUUCCUUUGUACUGUAUAUACUCUGUAAUAUAUCAUCAUGCACCUGGUGCUCUAUGUUCGCCUACCGCUCUAUUAUAUCAUUGCGAUUGCAGAGAAUGAAUAGGUGUACGUGAUUGUUCAAGAACCGUACAACAAGGAAAUCCUAUUUUUAUUUUAUCAUUUACAUUGUGAAGAGGUACUCUUAUUUGUGGUAUAAAAUGCUACCUGAAAUACUUACUCAUUAAAUUCAUUUGAUACACAUUGGCGACAAUUAUAUGCUCAUGGCAUGAAACAAAGAGCAAAACUGUUGAGUUUACUGCAAACUGAUGUAAUAAAUUGGCAAAAUGAACAGAACGAGACAAAAGUUUACACAGUAAACAAAAACAAGAUAUAAAAGAUGUUAAUGAAAUUCAUAAAUAUAAUUCAGUGAAGUUUGUGUUUACCUUCUGAUGGCUGGCUUGCGAUAGUAAAAGCUUGGUGAUGCAAAAGGCGAGUUUAUUAUUACAAGACUUUGUUUUGUAACAUAUUGAUAAAACGAUUUCAGUAAUGUCGCAGAAAUAUUAAAACGCGAGACGAAAGAGUUUACCCAGUCAACAAAUGGAUGGACACUACGUUAAAAACGUCUUAAGUAUUGAUUGCUGUUUGUAAGAAGGAGCGAGGAAGACUGCAGAGUUAAAGCGAAAUCAUACUAACAACUAACUGAAUCUGGCAAGACAUAAUAAAUAAUUAAAGUUUUUUUUCCUUCGGGUUUUUUUUCUUUUAAAUAAUAUAUAUACGAGAACCGGUGCGUAAGUGGAACGUAUGCAUGUUUUGUAUUUUUUGUUAUUUAACCGAUUUAAUUAAUUGGCAGAAAGAACACAACGAGACAAAGGUUGUUUACACAGUAAACAAACUUACUAAAUGUUAAUGAAAUGUCAAGUAUAAUUUCGCUUUAACUCUGCAGUCCUCCUCCCUCCUUCUUACAAACAGCAAUCGAUACUUUAAGACGUUUUUAACGUAGUGUCCAUCCAUUUGAUUACUGGGUAAACUCUUUCGUCUCGCGUUUUAAUAUUUCUGCGACAUUACUGAAAUCGUUUUAUCAGUAUGUUACAAAACCAAGUCUUGUAAUAACUCACCUUUUGCAUCACCAGGCUUUUACUAUCGCAAGCCAGCCAUCGGAAGGUAAACAAACUUCACUGAAUUAUAUUUAUGACAUUUCAUUAACAUCUUGUAUAUCUUGUUUUUGUUUACUGUGUAAACUUUUGUCUCGUUCUGUUCAUUUUGCCAACUUAUUACAUCAUAAUCAUUACAUCAUAUAAUUGUCGUCAAUGUGUGUCAAAUGAAUUUCAUGAGUAUUUCAGGUAGCAUUUUAUACCACAAAUAAGAGUACAUCUUCACAAUGUAAAAGAUAAAAUAAAAAUAUGAUUUCCUUGUUGUACGGUUCUUGAACAAUCACCUACACUUAUUCAUUAUCUGCAAUCGCAAUGAUAUAAUAGAGCGGUAGGCGAACAUAGAGCACCAGGUGCAUGAUGAUAUAUUACAGAGUAUAUAACAGUACAAAGGAAAUCCAAGCUCGAGAUAUAACCUGGGUGCGCCAUGCCCAUAGCCACGCCCCUCUAUAACUUGCAUAAUCCAAAGAAAGCUGGUUUGACGUGGCCCUCUGGGUUAGAAGUUCACCUGACCCGUUGACUCACUCUACAGAAUCACAUCUACGAUGAUACCGUGCCUCGGGUGACAUUUACAUUAUUGAGUCAUGACGCUUGCUGUUAUUAAAACAGUGAACGCUUCUUCGUCUCUGCACAAAGUGCUGCUUAUCAUUUCCUGUCUGUCACGUGUGCAACGUGUAUGUACGAGGAACAAAGUGCAAAUAGAAAUUGAAGAUGGGCCAAGCUAACUGCAUAUUGUACUAGAUUCUUUAUGCUAAGUAUACAUGUUUUUGUUUUCGUUCUACUAUGCUGCAUCCUUGCAAUUAAAGACAUGCAUGAUGUUCUUACUUGAUCACUAUACAUACUCGUAUAUCUAAUUGAUAUUACAUGAUGUAUGAAACUGCAUUAAUCAUUGUACAUUUUAUAUAAUUCAAGAAAGAUUAAUGCGAUGUAUCAAAUAAGGGUAGGUUAAGAUUACGCGCCUACCUACGGCAGAACAAUAAAUCAGUCUUGAAUAUACUCGCGUGCUGUGUUAUUUGACUCCCAUAUAUUAAUUCCCAGUACAUAACAUUGGCUAACGAGGAUGUCGAAAACACUACCUUUUAACAUUAGAGAAUUUAAUUUACGUCCGGGAAAGUGGAAUACAUACAUUAGUCAGUUAACGGCAUGGUUUGAUAUAACCAACGUAAAACCGGACGCUCGGGCGCAGUACUUUAUCGCGGUGGUCGGGACUGAAACUUUGGAUUGAAUAAUAGAUUUGUGCUAUCCAUCGGAGCCGGAUAAAGGUGACAAAAGUGCGCGAACAUUUAUCACCGAAACGAUCCGAGCUGGCAGAGCGUAUGAUAUUUCGGGCAUGUAAGCAAACUACUGACCAGUCAAUUAAUGAGUACGUGGCGCAACUCUAGCAGCUUGCUCAAAAAUGCAAUUUCUCCGGUUCUACGUACUUAGAAGAGAACCUACGUGAUCAGCUGGCAUACGGAUUGAGAAGUGAUGCGAUACGUUUCAAGCUGUUAACUGAGGAUAAAUUAACAUUCAGCCGCGCAGUGGAAAUAGCGACGUCGUUAGAGGCGGCGGAUCGAGACUCGAAAGCGAGCGGACCCAGCAGUGGCGCUGGGAGCGCGACAUCGGCGCCGAUGUCGACGCGAGAAGAGGACGUGCACGCGGUGCGCGUUGGCGGCGGCGGCGGCGCGCGCGCGCCCCCGCGUCGCAGGCAGCCGGCGGCGGCACCGCGCGCGCGCUGUCCGCGGUGCUUGGGCACGCACCAUCCGAGGAGCUGCUCAUUCAUGAACACGGAGUGCUACCUGGCUCGAGAGUUCCCGCAGGUGUUCGCGCAGGGAACUGGCAAGUUCACAGGUAAGCCCAUACAACUAAAAGUGGCCAGUGACGCGCGGCCCGUGUUCUGCAAGCCGCGGGCCGUGCCGCACGCGCUGCGCGCCGCAGUGGAGGCCGAGCUGGAGCGCCUGCAGGCGGACGGGGUCAUCUCGCCGGUGGAGACUAGCGAGUGAGGGACGCCCGUCGUGCCCGUUAUCAAACAAUCAGGUGAGGUAAGACUAUGCGGGGAUUUUAAAGUAACACUAAACCCGGUAUUAGAGGAUGACAAAUACCCGAUACCUCGUAUCGAUGAAAUAUUCUCUAAUUUGCAAGGAGGACAACUUUUCAGUAAAAUAGAUUUGAGUCAUGCUUAUCAGCAAUUACCGCUUACAGAAGAAUCUAAACAGCUGUGCGUAAUCGUGACUCAUAAGGGUAACUUUUGUUACAAUAGAUUACCGUUCGGUAUUAAGUGUAAUAUGAGUAAAUUUCAGCGCGUCCUGGAUAGCCUAUUCAAGAAUAUGAACCUUAUUGCAGUGUAUUGCGAUGAUAUUUUGGUCACGGGAGUUAACGAGGAUGAUCAUUACAAACGCCUGAUAUCGGUAUUCAAAAUAUUGUCUGAGGCAGGAUCAAGAGUUGCACAAAAUAAAUGCAUUUUUUUCCAAAAAUCGGUGACAGACGAGCAAAAUAGAUGCCGUUCAGGCAGCCCCAGUACCAGACACCGUAUCGCGUUUAAAGGCAUUCUUAGGCUUGGUCAAUUAUUAUGCCAAAUUCAUACCUAAUAUAAGUACCGUUUUACACCCGCUUUACGAGCUACUAAAAAAACAUAACAAGUUUUUGUGGUCUCGGGAAUGCAACGAAGCAUUCAUGAAAAUGAAACAAAUGUUAGCCGCAAAACCGAUGUUAAUGCAUUAUAAACCUGAUGCACCUCUAUGGCUCUAUUGUGACGCAUCUCCGUAUGGGUUGGGGGCGGCGCUGGUGCAGCGGGGCGAAGGGGGUGAUCUGCCAGUGGCGCACGCCUCGCGGGCGCUCAACCGCCUGAACGAAAUUAUGCACAAAUAUGUCGUGAGGGUCUUGCAAUCAUUUUUGGCGUUCAAAAAUUUCAUCACUACCUUUUUGGUAGACGGUUUACCUUAGUUACGGACUGUAAACCGUUAGCGCACAUUUUAAGCCAGCAUAAAAGUAUACCGCAAAUGGUAGCGGGACGAUUGCAGCGGUGGGCGGUAAUUUUAAGCGGGUACGACUAUGAGAUAGCUUGCGUUAAAUCGGAACAAAACUGUUUAGCAGUUAAUUUGUCACGCCUACCGUUAGACAUUAUAAAAGACGAAAAAAAAGUAGGGUAUUAUGCGAAUUUUUGAAUUUUAUCGAUGACGGUAUAUCGAUUAAUCAUCGCGAUAUUGCAAAAGGCCCGGACACCGGAAGGAUUGACAGAUUAACAGCUCUUUCUUGAUUCGGUGGGUGGUGGUGCAAGCCCGUUCUUAGUUGGUGGAGCGAUUUGUCUGGUUAAUUCCGGUAACGAACGAGACUCUAGCCUGCUAAAUAGGCGUCGUCAUUUAGGUGCGCGCGGCCGUUCGCGGUCGCGCAACUCACUGGCGACGUAUUAAAAUUCUUCUUAGAGGGACCGACGGUUUCGAGCCGCAUGAGAUUGAGCAAUAACAGGUCUGUGAUGCCCUUAGAUGUCCUGGGCCGCACGCGUGCUACACUGAAGGAAUCAGCAUGUUCUCCUUGGCCUAGAGGCCCGGGCAACCCGUUGAAACUCCUUCGUGCUGGGGAUUGGGGUUUGCAAUUAUCCCCCAUAAACGAGGAAUUCCCAGUAAGCGCGAGUCAUAAGCUCGCGUUGAUUACGUCCCUGCCCUUUGUACACACCGCCCGUCGCUACUACCGAUUGAAUGAUUUAGUGAGGUCUUCGGACCGACACGCGGUGGCUU
This is a messenger RNA of Cydia pomonella (codling moth), 5085 nucleotides long. RefSeq lists its product as uncharacterized. The transcript is spliced from 2 exons. NCBI's taxonomy places the organism in Eukaryota, Metazoa, Arthropoda, Insecta, Lepidoptera, Tortricidae. Bases 2983 to 3354 code for a protein of 123 amino acids. The record is from RefSeq and is a predicted model, not a curated record.